Molecule: messenger RNA, 5121 nt
Organism: Zalophus californianus (California sea lion)
Lineage: Eukaryota; Metazoa; Chordata; Mammalia; Carnivora; Otariidae
Gene: SMCR8
Product: SMCR8-C9orf72 complex subunit
Exons: 2
Coding region: 32-2842 (936 amino acids)
Cellular component (GO): guanyl-nucleotide exchange factor complex
Molecular function (GO): GTPase activator activity
Source: RefSeq, a predicted model, not a curated record
CUCUCAAUGUUCUCUCCGUAUAUCUAAAAAUAUGAUCAGCGCCCCUGACGUGGUGGCCUUCACCAAAGAGGAGGAGUACGAGGAGGAGCCUUACAAUGAGCCCGCCUUGCCCGAGGAGUACUCGGUGCCACUCUUCCCCUUCGCCAGCCAGGGAGCCAACCCAUGGUCCAAACUGUCCGGGGCCAAGUUCUCGCGGGACUUCAUCCUUAUUUCCGAGUUCUCCGAGCAGGUGGGACCCCAACCCUUGCUGACCAUCCCCAAUGACACCAAAGUUUUUGGUACUUUCGAUCUCAAUUACUUCUCCUUGCGGAUCAUGUCUGUGGAUUACCAGGCCUCCUUUGUGGGCCAUCCCCCUGGUUCUGCCUACCCCAAGCUGAACUUUGUGGAGGACUCCAAGGUGGUGCUGGGAGACUCCAAGGAGGGAGCCUUUGCGUAUGUGCACCACCUUACCCUGUACGACCUGGAGGCCCGGGGCUUUGUGAGGCCCUUUUGCAUGGCUUAUAUCUCAGCGGACCAGCACAAAAUCAUGCAGCAGUUUCAGGAGCUCUCAGCUGAAUUUUCCAAAGCUUCCGAGUGCCUGAAGACAGGCAACAGGAAAGCAUUUGCGGGAGAACUUGAAAAAAAACUGAAAGACUUGGAUUACACCAGGACAGUGCUGCACACGGAAACGGAGAUCCAGAAGAAGGCCAAUGACAAAGGCUUUUACUCAUCUCAGGCAAUUGAGAAAGCCAAUGAAUUGGCUAGUGUGGAGAAGUCCAUCAUUGAACAUCAAGACCUGCUGAAGCAGAUCCGCUCGUACCCUCAUCGGAAGUUGAAGGGGUCUCCUUUGUGUUCUGGGGAGACGGAGCACACCCAGGAUCAGGCCAGCCAGGCAGCCACUACCUCUAACCCUGAUGAGUCUGCUGACCCAGACCUUUACACCUGCAGACCUGCUUAUACCCCGAAACUCAUCAAAGCAAAGUCCACCAAGUGUUUUGACAAGAAGUUGAAGACCCUGGAAGAGCUCUGUGACACUGAGUAUUUCACCCAGACCUUGGCUCAGCUCAGCCACAUAGAGCACAUGUUCAGAGGAGACCUGUGCUACCUCCUGACCAGCCAGAUUGACAGAGAACUUCUAAAACAACAGCAUAUAACAAACUUCCUCUUUGAAGAUUUUGCGGAGGUCGAUGACAGGGUGGCAGAGAAAGAAGAGAGCGCACCCCCUAGGCCCGUUCCCGGCAGGCCGCCUUCUAGGUCUCUGGAAGAAUGUCCGAUUCCUCAAGUGUUAAUUAGCGUUGGUUCCUACAAGUCCAGUGUGGAGUCCGUGCCGAUCAAGAUGGAGCAGGAACUUGGAGAUGAGUACAGGGAAGCGGAGGUGACAGAAGUGAGCAGUUUUGACCCCCAGGAAAACUUGGAUUUCCUGGAUACGGAUAUGAAAGGGAGCAUCAGCAGUGGCGAAAGCAUCGAGGUUCUGGGCACGGAGAAGUCCACCCCUGUGCUGCCUAAGUCUGACAGCCAGACCAGCCUCACGGUGCCAUUGAGCCCCCAGGUGGUCCGGAGCAAAGCGGUCAGCCACAGGACCAUCAGCGAGGACAGUAUUGAAGUCCUCAGCACCUGCCCCUCGGAGGCCCUCAUCCCGGACGAUUUUAAGGCCAGCUACCCAAGUGCCAUUAACGAAGAAGAAUCGUAUGCAGAUGAUAGUGAGGGAGCCAUCCACUUCCAGGCAAGCGUCAGCCCGCCGGAGCUGGGUGAAGCAGAGGAGGGCAGCUUAGAAAAUCCCCUGUCACAAAUAGACUCCUCCUGCUGCAUUGGGAAGGAGAGUGACAGUCUGCGGGUGCCCCUCUCCACUCCAGCCCACACCCCCUCGGAGCGGGACGGAGUAGUGAGCAUCCCUCCGCAGCGCUGUAUGCAGAAGGACCAGGGGUUCCACGUGGACUUUGCCGUGGAAAAUGCCAGCCCUUCCCGAGACAACAGUUCCGAAGGCUUCCCUGCUGAUGAGCUGGAUCCGAACCGCCUGCUGGCGAGCCGGGAUGCCAGUAAGACCAGCCUGGACAACUGCUCAGACACUACCAGCAACAUGAGCAGUGUAGCCUCCACCAGCUCGGACAGGACUCCCUCUUCUGCUCACCCCACCGGCCCCUCUUCCGAGAGGCAUAAAAAGAGGGCUGGCCAGAACGCCUUAAAAUUCAUCCGUCAGUACCCCUUUGCCCACCCGGCCAUCUACUCCUUGCUCAGCGGGAGGACACUUGUCGUCCUAGGGGAGGAUGAGGCCAUAGUGAGAAAGCUGGUGACAGCGCUGUCCAUCUUUGUCCCCAGCCACAGCCGUUUCGCCAAGCCGGUGAAGCACUGGGUCUCCUCUCCUUUGCAUAUCAUGGAUUUUCAGAAGUGGAAGCUUAUUGGCCUGCAGAGAGUGGCGUCCCCUGCCGGCGCCGGCACCCUCCACGCCCUGAGCCGCUACAGCCGCUACACCAGCGUCCUGGACCUGGACAACAAAGCCCUCCGCUGCCCCCUCUACAGAGGCACCCUGGUGCCCCGGCUGGCCGACCACCGCACUCAGAUCAAGCGGGGCAGCACCUACUAUCUGCACGUCCAGAGCAUGCUCACCCAGCUCUGCUCCAAGGCCUUCCUCUACGCCUUCUGCCACCACCUGCACCUGCCCGCCCAUGACAAGGAGACCAAGGAAGUGGUUGCCAGCCGCCAGGCGAGCUUCCUGAAGCUGAACCUGGGCCUGGUGAACGAAGAUGUGAAGGUGGUCCAGUACCUGGCCGAGCUGCUGAAGCUGCACUACACGCAGGAGGCUCCCGGGACCAGCCACCCCACACUCAGGUUCGACUACGUCCCCAGCUUCUUGUACAAGAUCUGAGGUCCCGCCCCAGCCACUGUGACCGAGACCUAUGACUCAGGGUACGGGGAGGGGAGGGGUUGGCGUGAGCAAGCGGUCCUCUGAGCUGUUGAGACUUCUGGUGUCAUCGGGGGAGGGAACGCAAGGUGGCAGCCCUGGUUCCCGGGUGGCGUCCGGCGGUCUGGGAGGUGGACUCGGGCAGAGGCGGGCACCUGGCUCUUCACCGGCGUAAGGACAGUGACAGGCCACUCUGCCAGGCGAGGAGUGGCCCCUGGGGUUGGGAGGGGGCCGCUUGGCUGCUUCCUGAGCCCUGGGAGGCAGGCCGGGAGAGAGCCAGCACUCUCUCGAUGCGGCGGGAUGAGGGGCAGAAAGGUGAAGCCCGGACGGGAGGGGCGUGCUGGCACGGUCAGCUCCCAUACACUUGGGCGGCGAGAUCAAGGGAAGCACCGCGUUCACUGGAACGGUCUAGUGGGAAACAGGACGACAGAACGUCCAUUGCCUCAUUCAGAUCCCAGCUGGGGUCCUUCACUCGGGCCCCUUCGAGCCCGUCAUCCCCGAGGAGGCCCCCCAAAUGAGUGAGGUGGAGGGAGGCAUCUCUGCUUCCGCUGGGUGGUGGCAGACAUGGAACCUUCUGGGCCCCAGGCCUGCAGGGAGAGCGAGCAGCACCCUGUCUGGGUCCUGGCUUCCUCACUAGGCACGGAAGUGCCUGUGGGUGGACUUUGCAGCUGCUCCUCCUGGGGCAGCAGGAUUGGCUCGAGUCGGGCGCUCGUCCCUGCUCGUGAGUGAGAACCACUCUGGCAGCUGGAGGGCCCAGGAGACAGGCGGGGCCUCUGGGCCAUGAGGCCAUCAGCACGGUGCAAGGGAUGAGGAGCCAGCAGGCCUCCGGGGCGUAGCCCACCGGCCUUUCUGGCGGCAGUGAGUGUACACUGUGCUCUUGGGGAAGGUCUGCAGACAUGCUGGGACUCGGCAGAGGUCACCCCCCCCGCCCCAGUCCUCCACCCGCAGCAAACCUUUGCAACCACUUCACUACCUCUUGCAGGGUCUCGUGGGCACGGCGACAGCGGGGUUCUGCUCAGCUGCGUGGUCUGGGGGGGCAGCCCAGCUGGCGAGAACCCAGGGCCAGGGUCUCCUCCGGGAAGGAGGAAAGCCUCCUUAUGUGGCUGUCUUCAUGGAUCUGCCCCACGUGGGCCUCACCCUUGCUCAGUCCUGCCCCCACGCCGUGCCCUCAAAUACAUGCACCUCACCGCUGUCCACUCCCGCCCCACGCAGGCCCCCCAAAUAUGGUUACCUCACCAGUGCUCACUCCUGCCCCAUGCAGGUACCCCAGGUCCACUCACCUCACAGCAGCUCACUCCCAGCCCCAUGUGAGUCCUCCCUUCGGGGAAGGAGACAACCCCUGCUUCACCCGCCGUGACCUCCCUGACGCUCCUUACACUUGCCAUUGGUUUGUACAAGGAGGGUUUCUUGCAACCUUGAAAUUUUUAUACUUUUUUUUUUCUUUUUUAUGGCUGCUUUUUUCUUCCAAGUAGGGAGAACUCUUAGUAUGACUGCUUUUUAACGUGUCCUGAGACAGUUGUGCCGCCGGACCAGCCACAGUGCGGUUGCUCCUGAGCAUGCACGUGCGCAUCUCUGGGCGCCGUGUUCUCUAGUUGGGGUCUCGCUGUCGAGACCUGCCCACCUGUCGGCUCUGUGGCGCACCGUGGAGGCCAUGUAGGGGAGGCAGGACCCCGAGGGGCGUUGGUGUCACGUCACUCCUGCGGCCCUUUCCUGGCCCGGCUCCUCUUCACGCACAAGGGUGUGGCCCGUCAGCCCCUGGCCAUUGGCUUCUGGUCAGGGCCCACGGCCCUGGCAGAGGGUGUGUGAUUUUGCUUCUGAGGCUGUGACUGAGAAAGAACCUACUGAGGCAGAUGGUCCGUCUACAUCCCACGGGUUUUCUUUGUACCUGUGCCCAUUGCAUAUGUUCACACACAGAAGAGUCGCCAGGAAUGGCUUGGCAGCUUCGAGAUGCGAAGUGUGUGUUUGCACGUGGGGAGGGCUGCGUAGGAAGCCUGUUUCUCUCCAUGGGCUGCCCCCCUUGUUGCUGCCUCCAGUGUCCCUCGUGUUCAAGAUGCCGCUUUGCUAACUGGGUGGCUCGCUGCUCUCUGCUUACGCCCCCAGGGACGUGACCUUACAGCAUUUUAUCUCCAAGGCGGGAGAGGUCUCUGGGGUCCGGAUGACAAGACUGAAAGUGAUCAUCGGCACCACCGUUGCUUUUCAUUCCUGUUUCACACCAUUGUGGACUCUAUACAGUUUAACCGUAC